Molecule: messenger RNA, 7100 nt
Organism: Parasteatoda tepidariorum (common house spider)
Lineage: Eukaryota; Metazoa; Arthropoda; Arachnida; Araneae; Theridiidae
Source: RefSeq, a predicted model, not a curated record
GUAGCGAGCGAAAUAUAAUCCACCUCUCGUCACGGCAAAAAGAUCCGCCCAAGGAUACACACUAACCCGUGAGUGAGGCGGUCGAUUCCGUAAGAUUCUUUUCACAUUUCCGGAAGAUACUAGCAGACGAUCGGAGUAGAUUUCAUCUUUCAGCUCUUAUAGGAUAACUAUCAAAUUAGUCAAUAUGGUCUAAUUAGUAAAAUUAUUAUUCAUGUAGUGUCUCGUAUUCGUCUCGUAGUAUGGAGCUGAGCGGGCCUGACAAACGGUCCGGGUUUGGUAAACCGGUUUCUCCGGGGUCUCGGUUCUGGAUAUGGCUUAUAUGUUGGCUUUGUGUAGUAGAAUUAUGUUUAGCUCAAUCUGAUCAAUCUGGCAGACAGCAAACUUAUAAUUAUGUUGCAUGUGCUGGUUGCAAAGGAGAUGGCUGUAAAUGCGUUGGGGAAAAGGGAUCUCGAGGACCUCCUGGUGUUAGAGGAGAACAAGGAUAUCCAGGACAACCUGGUUUCCCUGGACCAGAAGGUUUAAUAGGACCAAAAGGAGAAAAAGGUGAACUGGGAGUUCAAGGUUCAAGAGGACCCAAAGGAGAUAGGGGUAAAAUGGGAAUGCCAGGAUUUCCAGGAGUUAACGGAAUUCCGGGCACUCCUGGUGAUCCAGGACCUCGAGGGCCCCCUGGAUUAGAUGGCUGCAAAGGAGAAGAGGGCCGUCCUGGUCGGUCAGGUGUAGAUGGCGGUCCGGGACCUGACGGAUACCCUGGUACUCCAGGUUCAAAAGGUGAUAAAGGUGAGCCUUCCUACGGUCAACCAGGGACUAAAGGUCAAAAAGGAGAACAUGGAAGAGAUGGUAUACCAGGUGCAAGGGGUUUGCCAGGUUUAGAUGGAAGACCAGGACCUAAAGGUGAUCCAGGACCACCAGGAGUUUAUGGGCAAAAAGGAGAUGUUGGUUUUCCGGGACCAAAAGGUAACAUGGCUGUUGGUUUUCAAGGAGAAAAGGGUGUUGUUGGACUUAAAGGAUACUCAGGACCUCGAGGACUUCCAGGAAGAUGUUCAGACGAUCCACAAUUCAGAGGAAAAAACGCUACUGUAGGGCCACCUGGGCUUCCAGGGAUGAAAGGAUCAAAGGGUGAACCAGGGGAAAGGGGUGAUAGAGGUUUUGAUGGAAUUCCUGGAGUGGCAGGUCCACCAGGAGAUGUUGGAAUGGUUGGUGAAAAGGGUCUUCCGGGUCAUCCAGGUGCUAGAGGAAAUGAUGGUAUUCCAGGGCCAAUUGGUGAAAUAGGAUUUAAGGGGGACAGAGGAAACGAAGGAUUACCUGGAUAUGAUGGCUUACCGGGAUUGAAAGGAGAUCCAGGGAAACCAGGUUCUUAUGGUCCUAGGGGAUUUCAAGGUCCUCCCGGUUUACCUGGAGGUAUUGAAGGAAGAGCAGGUGAGCCCGGACCACCUGGGCCGAAAGGUUUCCUAGGUCCACCAGGAGUAACUGGAGCUGAUGGAUUACCUGGUUCAAUUGGACCUAAAGGAUUUCCAGGAUUACCCGGAGGAAAAGGAGACGUAGGUCUUCCAGGCCGAGAAGGUCCACCCGGUCUUAAAGGAGACAAGGGAGAUCCGGGUCCAUCUGGGUCACCUGGUUCGACUGGUUCUUCAGGCCUCACAGGUGUUCCUGGUCCAAAAGGGGAGCCUGGUCCAAAAGGCACACCUGGUUAUCCCAUACCAGGUUCUGAUGGACUUGAUGGGAGUCCUGGUAUGGACGGUUUAUCUGGAGAGAAAGGUUUUAUUGGAAUAAAAGGUGAUCGGGGCAUUCCUGGUGACUCAUCUGAAGGAAUACCUGGAAUUCCUGGAGUGCCUGGAAUCCCAGGGGAUAAAGGUCUAAGAGGCGAACCUGGCCGACCUGGAGCUGUAGGACCAAGAGGACAAAAAGGAGACUCGGGCGGUAGCUGUUCUCAAUGUCCUCCAGGCUCCAAAGGAGAAAAAGGUGAGAGAGGAUUUGAUGGAAUACCAGGAUCACAAGGUGACAGAGGCUCUCCUGGUCAGUCUGGACGACUAGGAGACAAAGGAGAUGAUGGAUUACCUGGAUUUCCAGGACCUCCUGGAUUAGAAGGGUUGCCAGGGACACCUGGAGCUGCUGGAGGUAAAGGAGACAAAGGACAACCUGCAUUUGUCGGUCAAGAUCUUGUAGUUGGUAUUCCUGGCGAUAAAGGUAAUAGAGGGCUCUCUGGAUUGCCUGGAGGACCAGGAAAAGAUGGCAGAAAAGGGGCAGAUGGUUAUUCUGGACCUCACGGAAUUCCUGGAUCUAAAGGAGAGAAGGGUCUUAUAGGUCCACCUGGACCACCAGGAUUAAUGGGACCGGCUGGAUCUCCAGGUUCUAGAGGACCAAAAGGAGACCGUGGAUAUGGACCACCUGGUUUCCCCGGAGAAAGAGGGGAACCUGGAUUUCCCGGUACACCUGGAAGACCUGGUGCUCAAGGUCUAAAAGGAGAACCAGCACCCGACCCCCCUCCCACUUGGAUACAGUUAAAGCCCGGACCUCCUGGCCCACCAGGACCAAAUGGAGAACCUGGUUUCGAUGGAGUAGAUGGAGGACCUGGAGAAGAUGGCAGAGACGGAAGACCAGGUAUACCAGGACUUAAAGGAGAGCGUGGUUUUGAUGGUUCAUCUGGUUCACUUGGUCCACGAGGUUUGCCUGGUCCAAGAGGUGACAAGGGAAACCCAGGCCCACCAGGAUUUGAAGGAGAGCCAGGCCGUCAAGGUCAACCCGGUCUACCUGGAUUUCCUGGAGCGAAAGGAGACAAGGGUGAAAGGGGAAUUGCUGGAGAUGGCCGAAAAGGGCAACCCGGUUUUCCAGGCCGGCCAGGAGACAAAGGAGAACGAGGACCAGAAGGCGCACCAGGUUUGAUAGGAGAAAAAGGUUUUCCUGGUUAUCCGGGUGAAAAAGGAGAUAGGGGUAUAUCUGGAGUACCAGGAUUUAAUGGUCCUAAAGGUGACAAAGGAGAUUCAGCAUUAGUCGGCUUUCCUGGUCCUCGAGGACCGAGUGGCGAACCAGGAUUUGAUGGACCUAAAGGUUCAAAGGGUGAAGCUGGAGAUGUCGGCCCACCAGGAUCUUUUGGUCUACCCGGAAUAAAAGGAUUAUCAGGUACUCCUGGCUCACCAGGACGGCCAGGUUUCAACGGAGCACCUGGUUUACCGGGUAGACAGGGAAAAGAUGGUCUUGAAGGUUUACCAGGCUUUCCAGGUAUAAAGGGAGAAAGAGGUUUUGAUGGUCUACCUGGCAAUCCAGGACCUGCAGGUUUAGAAGGCUUGCCUGGCUUUCAAGGAUUAAAAGGUGACAAGGGAUUCCCUGGUUUUCCUGGUAAAGACGGUCAACAAGGAAUACCCGGGGUUAAAGGAAACGUUGGUCUUCCGGGAUUUCCUGGUACAAAAGGUGAACCUGGUGGAAUAGCCGCCAAAGGUGAUAAAGGAGACAGAGGACUGCCUGGCUUAAGAGGAUCACCAGGUUUACCAGGCCCUGAAGGACUUGAUGGCUUCCCUGGUUUAAAAGGCGACGACGGAAUACCAGGAUUUGGUAUUCCCGGACCCCCAGGUCCAACUGGAGAAAGAGGUCCCGAAGGCCCAUCUGGUUUACCAGGUUUGCCAGGAUCUAAAGGGUUUGAAGGUUUACCAGGAUUCCCAGGUUUAAAAGGAAAUAGAGUAAGUUUAAGUAUUUUUUGCAAAUAUUUUGGAUCAUGUGUUCCAUUAUUUAUUGUCCCGCAGUGGAUCGUUAAGAAACAGUUCCCAGUAGAACACCGAAGUCAAGCAUCACUGGCUGCUUUCAGUGUGCGGGUUCCGGUGUGGCUUUAUACUAUUAAAUUGACUAAAAGAGUUAGAAGUCCCACUCAUAAGAGAAAAAAAAAUAAGUUCAAACUUCUCAAUGCUGUGUUGAAAGAAGGAAUGGGCUGUGCUUCUGUUUCUUCUUGCUCAUCUUCAUCGGCGGAUGAAAAGUCCAUAACAUCGUCCACGGAUGGAGCAGUGGUUCUCUCAGCUUCGCAUGUUGCUAAGUUUUCUCGGAUUUCUACANGUCUGAAAGGAGACAGUGGAUUACCUGGAUUUCCGGGGGUUAAAGGAGGCAGAGGACCAUCUGGUCUACCAGGGUUACCUGGAUUGAGUGGAGAUAGAGGAUAUCCUGGGGGUGUAGGACCAGCUGGAUCACCAGGACUUCCAGGAGACAAAGGCCUUGCUGGUUUUCCAGGUUUACCAGGUGAAAGAGCUUUCCCUGGUGAAAAAGGAGAACCUGGUUUACCUGGACUACCUGGUUUUCCAGGAUCUAAAGGAGAUAGAGGCUUAGAUGGAGCUCCUGGUUUACCAGGGUUAAAGGGCAUAAGAGGAUUCCUUGGAUUAGAUGGAACACCAGGACUUCAAGGACAACCAGGCUUCCCAGGCAUUCCUGGAAUUAAAGGAGGGAGAGGCCUUCCUGGCAUUCCUGGGUUUGGAAUGAAAGGGGAAAAGGGUCUUUCUGGGCGACCUGGACUUGAAGGUCUACCAGGUAUUCCUGGUCCAAAAGGAGUACCUGGGCUGCCAGGAUUACCAGGAGAACCAGGAACACCAGGCUCCUCAGGAUUACCAGGGUUAUUUGGAGAAAAAGGAAACGCAGGCUUUCCUGGCGUACCUGGAAGGAAUGGAUUGGAUGGAUCACCAGGGAUAAAAGGAGAACAGGGUUUGUCAGGAUUUCCAGGACUUAAGGGGGAUCAAGGCUUUCCUGGUUUACCAGCUGUACCAGGGCCAGUAGGAGAUCAAGGACCACCAGGACUUACUGGAGUUCCAGGCCCCCCUGGUUAUAAGGGAGAAUCAGGAGAACCAGGACUGCCGGGAUUACCUGGCUUUCCUGGAGUCAAAGGAGAGAGAGGAAUAGAUGGCUUUCCAGGUUCAGAAGGACCAAGAGGACUUACUGGAGUUCCAGGCCCCCCAGGUUAUAAGGGAGAAUCAGGAGAACCAGGACUGCCGGGAUUACCUGGCUUUCCUGGAGUCAAAGGAGAAAGAGGAAUAGAUGGCUUUCCAGGUUCAGAAGGACCAAGAGGUCCACCAGGAUUCGCAGGUAUGAAAGGAGAAAAGGGAAAUGUUCCACCUCCUAACUUGCUGAGGGGUGAAAAAGGAGAACCAGGAUUGCCUGGAAUACCAGGAGAUCCAGGACUGCCUGGUCUUAAAGGAUAUCCUGGAAGUCCAGGAUUCCCGGGAUUAAAAGGCAAUCCUGGUCCAAAUGGUCCUUCAGGACUUCCGGGCUUACCAGGUCCAGAUGGAUCAAAAGGGGAAAGGGGCUUUGAUGGACUUCCUGGACCACCAGGUGUACCAGGACCUAAAGGAGAGCCAGGACCAAGAGGUUUAAAUGGAAAAGGUGGAGGAGAUAAGCUAAUGGGAAUGCUUGUGGUAAGGCAUAGUCAAUCUUACAACUUACCUCAAUGUCCAAGAGGUAUGAGAAAAAUGUGGGAUGGUUACAGUUUGCUGUAUAUUGAAGGCAAUGAAAAAUCACACAAUCAAGAUUUAGGUUUUGCGGGAUCAUGCAUGCAGAGAUUCAGUACAAUGCCAUUCCUGUUCUGCGACUUUAACAGCGUUUGCAACUAUGCAACACGCAGUGAUAAGUCAUACUGGCUUUCAACAAACGCACCUCUACCUAUGAUGCCUGUGUCCGACAAUGUUAUCCAAGAGCAUAUUAGUCGAUGUGUAGUCUGUGAGACACCAGCUAACGUCAUCGCUGUCCACAGUCAAUCUUUGGCCAUUCCUAACUGUCCAAGAGGAUGGGACUCUUUGUGGAUCGGAUAUAGUUUUGCAAUGCACACUGCAGCGGGAGCUGAAGGUGGUGGACAAUCACUCUCCAGUCCAGGAAGCUGCCUAGAAGAUUUUAGAGCAACUCCAUUCAUCGAAUGCAAUGGUGCUAAAGGAACAUGCCAUUACUAUGCUAGCAAGUACAGUUUCUGGCUAACUAGCAUCGAAGAUGAUGAACAAUUCGAAAGACCAGCUAGCGUUACCCUUAAGGCAAAUGAUCUGCGUACGAGAGUGAGCAGGUGUAAUGUUUGUGUGAAGAACACUAACAUAACAUGAUAUUCUUUCAACUGACACUUAUAAACAAAUAUGAAAUUCGUCAGAAAUUUUGCAAUGUGUAAAGAAUUUACCAAAACCGGGCUAAAAUGAACUAUCUGUUCAACUUGUGCAAUUGACUGGAUAAAAUUUUACGAUGCCAAGCUUUUUAAGUUAAGGAGUUUAUUUUAAAAUUUGAUUAUUGAUAAAAGCGUCCUUUAAUUUUCGUUCCUGGCGAUUUUUUUAAAAAUAUUUUUGACUGCCAGCAGUCCUGAAAGAGCAAACUAUUAUGUUUCUGGGGCAAAUCUCUUUUGGUGUAAUUGUUUGAAUGCAAUUUUGAAGACAACAUGCCACGAAAAUUUGCUAUCAUUAUGAAAUUAGCCUGGAAUUUCAAAACCAGCACAGAAACAUAGCAACCAGUAGCAUCCUGCAAUUGCAACAAAACAAGCUCUUCUUUCAAUAAGUGGAUUUAAAAUUUUCAACCACUUUUUUAAAAAAUGUGUGCUUUUCUUUAUUGUGAACAGAUCAUUUUUUAACUUUUCUUUCUGACGAAUUUUCAUGAUUUUGACUGCCAGCAAUCCAGAGAGAACAAAUUUUUAUGUUUUUGGGACAAACGAUUUAUGUUGGAAAUGUUUGAUUAUAAUUUUGAUAUCAAUAAACCACGAAGUUCAAUAACAAAAGAAUAAUUUUCAUCAGGGAUUGACGAAAAUCUUUAACCAUAUUACCAUUAAAGUUUUAAGAAGCAUUAAUAUAUUUCUUGAAGCAUUGUGUUCUUGAUAAUUCUCUGGUUCUGCAUUUGUAUUUGUGUUUUUGUUCUAGUCCUUUUAAGGUAAUACCAAUGCAUUUAAAAAGAAAUUAACGCACUUUAAAGUGAGUGUUCACUUUCUAUUUUUUGAGAACUGCUUGUUUGGCAAUGUUAAUCUCAUUGACGUUAAUACAUGGUGCUAUAAAUAUCUAAUUGUGAAAGAUUUUAGACUAAGUUUUACUUAUUUUUAAAGUUGAUUUUUUGUGCUUGUCAACAAUUGUGUCUGUAGAUAAAGCUCAUGUUAAAUAAACUGCCAUAUUUUCUUA